Molecule: messenger RNA, 375 nt
Organism: Cucurbita pepo subsp. pepo (vegetable marrow)
Lineage: Eukaryota; Viridiplantae; Streptophyta; Magnoliopsida; Cucurbitales; Cucurbitaceae
Product: putative metal-nicotianamine transporter YSL8
Cellular component (GO): membrane
Molecular function (GO): oligopeptide transmembrane transporter activity
Source: RefSeq, a predicted model, not a curated record
AUGGAGGAGGAGAAGCACGACGAGUUGGAUCCGAACCAGAAGAGCAAGAGAGCGAAAGAAGAUCAAGGAUUAGUAAUGGCGGAGGAAUCUAUGUCGGUGGAGUGGAUUUUUGAAGCGCAAGAGCUCAACUUGACCACCGGUAUUACUCCUUCGCUCAAUGUCUCCGCCGAUCUUCUCCGUUUCUUCUUCGUGAAGACAUGGACCAGACUUCUGGAGAAAUCUGGUUUACCGAAGCAGCCUUUCACUCGCCAGGAGAACACCGUGAUUCAGACUUGUGUGGCCGCUUCCUCCGGCGUCGCCUUCAGCGGGCUUCGAUUUGGGAAGCUUGCACACAUACUGCUCUGCGACUACGAAUUUUCAUCCCUCAAAACCUAA